AUGCUCUUGAAGUCUCUUACCGCGUUGGCGUUCGUUGCCCCGACCCAUGCUCUCAUCCGGUUCGGGUGCUCGCAGCUCGUGGUAGACCGUCUUGAUCCCUUAGUUGAGCCUGGAAACGCUCCGUCAGCCCAUCUCCACCAGAUCAUUGGAGGAAACUCUUUCGUCCCUGACAUGAGCCCGGAUGUUCAUGAUCCACCAGCAAUGUCCACCUGCACCACAUGCCAGCCUGCAGACGAUUUCUCUAACUACUGGACCGCUUCUCUCUAUUUUCGCGCUAGGAACGGAACCUAUAAGCGCGUCAGUCAGAAAGGCAAUGCAGGGUUCGAAGGUCAGAAUGGUGGCAUGACCGUUUAUUAUAUGCAGAACCAACUUGCCGACUACCAGCAGAAGGCGAAAGUGAAAGCUUUUCAACCGGGCUUUCGCAUGCUAAUCGGUUCACCAACCGCAACCACAAAAUCGGAAGCGGAUAGGUACCCACAACUCACGUACACAUGUCUACAAAACCCAGGCACCCGCUUCCCGGAGACUAAAGCGUUUCCUACCAAGCCCUGCCCCGCAGGCAUCAUGGUUAACUUGAGAUUUCCAACCUGUUGGAAUGGUAAAGAUCUCGAUUCACCAGACCACAUGGCGCACAUGGCCUAUCCAGUAUCUGGUACUUUUGAAAGCCAAGGCCCUUGUCCAACCUCCCAUCCCGUGCGUAUGCCUCAACUCAUGUACGAAGUCAUCUACGAAACCGCACCGUUCAACGACCCUUCGCUCUGGCCAGAAGACGGUAGCCAGCCCUUUGUCUACUCUUUCGGUGACCAUACCGGGUACGGCAAUCACGGCGACUAUGUCUUCGGAUGGAAGGACGACUCAUUGCAGAAGAUCAUGGACGAAGAAUGUUACGUUGGAUGCUCGUCUAUGAAAACACAAAGCAUGGAGAUGAUGAACAGCUGUAGCGUGCCGCGUAAGGUCAUCGAGGACAUCGGUGAUCAGGACUGGAUCCCCGCGCUUCCAGGGCACUUGAACGCGACGCGGGCUGUUACUUCGACUUUUAAGGCAUUUCGUGCGUAG
Messenger RNA from Alternaria postmessia, 1056 nucleotides. RefSeq lists its product as uncharacterized. Lineage: Eukaryota; Fungi; Ascomycota; Dothideomycetes; Pleosporales; Pleosporaceae. The coding region runs from base 1 to 1056 and encodes 351 amino acids. The record is from RefSeq and is a predicted model, not a curated record. The transcript has 4 exons.